AAACUCAAAAUGAUCCAUGCUUGCCGCACUUUCGAGUCCUGCCGCCUGAGCGCCCCAGCAGAGAAGGUAUGGGCGUUAAUUCGUCCCAUGUCAUUUUCCUGGUGGAAGCUGGUGGACAAGGUUGAAAGCACAAACGGAACUCCAGACCAGGUUGGAUCGCUGCAUGCUCUCAAGUACAAGGAUGGUCAAUCCAUCUCCAUCAACAUCAGGGAGCUGAGCGACAUUGAGCACUUCGUCACAUGGGAGGUUGUCUCCAGUGAUGAGGCGCUUCCGGUUUCGAGCACCAUCCACACAAUACGGGUCAGGAGGAUCACUGCGAGCAACGAGACCUUUGUGGAGUGGUCGACUGACUUCUCCUCUGAUGCCUCCGCUGAGGUGAUCCAAGACAGCAAGUUCAAGAAGCUCGAGGCGUUCAAGGACAUGGAGGCAGCGAUGAAAUAAAUUCGACGGGACUCCUCCUCUUGUAAUUAGACAAUGAUCGUUGUGGUUGAAGUGAAUUAGACGAGGACUUCAGUGAACAGGCCUAAACUUC
Molecule: messenger RNA, 532 nt
Organism: Guillardia theta CCMP2712
Lineage: Eukaryota; Cryptophyceae; Pyrenomonadales; Geminigeraceae
Exons: 5
Coding region: 10-441 (143 amino acids)
Source: RefSeq, a predicted model, not a curated record